Molecule: messenger RNA, 813 nt
Organism: Anopheles maculipalpis
Lineage: Eukaryota; Metazoa; Arthropoda; Insecta; Diptera; Culicidae
Product: copper homeostasis protein cutC homolog
Exons: 2
Coding region: 1-813 (270 amino acids)
Molecular function (GO): copper ion binding
Source: RefSeq, a predicted model, not a curated record
AUGCCCGUUUUGCUAGAAAUUUGUGUUGAUACUUUCGAAUCGGCCGUGGCAGCGAUUCAGGGUGGUGCCGAUAGGAUAGAACUGUGCUCCGCACUCAGUGAGGGAGGCCUAACACCGACGGUAGGAUUGGUGCGACAAAUUAAACUAUACCUAUCAGAAUGCGCUACCCUUGACGCGAAAGGCACCCGAAAACAUGUUCCGGUGUAUUGCAUGAUACGCUGCCGAAGGGGCAGUGAUUUCUGUUACUCCGAGCAGGAAAUGAAUGCAAUGCUUUGGGAUUUGCAAGCACUGAAACAAAACGGUGCCGAUGGGAUUGUGUUUGGUGCACUGGAACCAUCCGGCAGGGUACAUCGGGAGCAUUGCGAACAAAUUGCCAAUGCGGCGGAAAAGCUUCCACUUACCUUUCACCGUGCAAUCGAUUGUACUGAGGAAACGCAACUGGAAGAGAAUCUUAAGCUUGUGGCACAGCUAGGAUACACGACUGUGCUAACGAGUGGUUUAAAUCCAACGGCUGAGCAAGGAGUGGAAACAAUCGUGCGCAUGAAGACUAUAGCCACGAAUAUCGAGGAGAUUACUGGUACACGCCUUCGAGUAAUGCCUGGUUCUGGGAUAUCGUCAGCAAAUGCGUUGAACAUUUUGCAACGAACCGGCUGUGAUGCAAUACACGGAUCGGCAAGCAUUAUAAAACCAAUGGAAAAUGAAACCGGUGCAACUAAGCUGCCGAUGGGAGCAAGUAAUGUGGAUGCUUCGCCCCUAAAAGUGUGCAGUAAAGCCAAAGUGCAAGAGCUGCGCAGUUUAAUUGAUAGUAUUUGA